AUGAAUCUACAUACUGAUGACCUGCGCAGAUGUGGCCGCGGUGGCAUCGGCGAAGCCCUCGUGACCGAAUACACCCGCCGUGGCGUCCACGCCAUCGCGACUGUGCUCCCCCACGAGGCGAGCGACCACCUCUCGGACGCCGGCAUCACCUUCUUCCCCCUCGAUGUCACUAACGAGCAGUCCAUCAUUGACCUGAAGGCAGCGUUGCAGAAACUCACGUCGGGGAACCUCGACAUCCUCGUCAACUGCGCUGGCAUUGCAUACACGAUGACGGCCAUCGACACCGACGUCGGGGCCGUGCAGCGCAUGUUCGACAUCAACCUGUUUGGCCCCAUGCGCAUGGUGCACCACUUACACGAGAUGAUCAUCCAGGCCAAGGGCACCAUCGUCAACAUCGGUUCGAUUGGCGGCAUCAUCCCCUUCAUGUAUGGCUCAUCAUACAACGCGAGCAAGGCUGGACUCCAUCACUGGGGCAACACGCUCCGCGUCGAAAUGGCCCCGUUUGGCGUCAAGGUCAUCACGGUCAUCUCGGGAGAAGUGAGCACCAACAUUCUCAAGAACGAUGCCCACAGGAAGCUGCCGGAGGGGUCCUACUACUCCGUUCUCUCCGAGAACUUCCAGCGGCACGUCCUGCGGACCCCGGAGGGUGCCACCGACCGCUUCGACUACGCCACCAACGUCGUGGCGCAGAGCCUGAAGUCGUCCCCCCCGUCGUGGUUCUGGUACGGGAGCUUUACGGGCGUGACCCGUUUCCUCGACAUGUUCUGCUGGCGUACGGUUUGGGACACUUUGAUGUGGAACAUGUUUAGCCUGGACAAGUUGAAGCAGGCCCAUUCCACUCUCGCGAAGCAGCUUGCUUAUUAG
Molecule: messenger RNA, 864 nt
Organism: Colletotrichum destructivum
Lineage: Eukaryota; Fungi; Ascomycota; Sordariomycetes; Glomerellales; Glomerellaceae
Product: Putative short-chain dehydrogenase/reductase SDR, NAD(P)-binding domain superfamily
Exons: 6
Coding region: 1-864 (287 amino acids)
Biological process (GO): phosphatidic acid biosynthetic process; triglyceride catabolic process
Cellular component (GO): endoplasmic reticulum; lipid droplet
Molecular function (GO): triacylglycerol lipase activity; acylglycerone-phosphate reductase (NADP+) activity
Source: RefSeq, a predicted model, not a curated record